GCGACUGAGCAAAUAAGAGACGCUUGAGUGGUGAUGAAUAUUAUUAUUAUGGGCCUUUCAAUGGAAGCAAGUGCAGGAUGAGGCCGAGGCGGAAGUGGAAUAAUGGAAAUCUGCAUUUGUAAUCACAGCGACCCUCUUUGCAGGCGGAUUAAAACCUGGGUUUGAUUAAUUUGCGAGGUGUAAAAGCUACACUGUAAUACGGAAGGAAAUGUAGCACACUUAACAUAAAUAAGUGCAUGUUCCUCUGAUUUACAUGGUAAUGUCAAAUGACUGUCUUUUACUCUUAUUCAUCCUCACACCUGAAGUAGAAACACCGCCUCCCAUAACAGUCACUACUGUCGCCUAGUAGACCAAACAGAUAUUACGUAAGAGCAGAAUGCAAUUAGGAUUUAAGCCCUGAGUUUAGGCUGAUAGGCGUUGAUCCAGUAGUCAGUUCAUAGAUAUUUGAUAGGGCGUUUAUGAAGUUAUAGGGCGGGACAUGCAUCUGUUCCAGUGCCCUUUGACUGGUGGAUGUGCGCAACGGCGAAGGGGCGGGCCAGUACUUUAACAAACACAGUUUGCAAUGGAGGACUCCAUUGAUGUGAUUCUACAAGACCCGUGUACUGUCCUUCCUCCCCCAAAACACCAUCCAGUUGUGACGGCCUGUACAGGAGCUCUUCUCACAGGCGUGUAUGGACUUUGGAGCCUGUUUGUCCUCCCUGGUUUUCGCAAAAUCCCAUGGAGGCUUAAGGUCCCUUAUGUGCCAUCCAGUAAGGAUCAGACAUUGAACAUUAUGAAGCUCCUAAAGGGACGAACCGGUCGGCUGGCAGAUCUGGGAUCAGGAGAUGGCAGACUGGUGUUUGCUGCCUCUGCUGCUGGCUUCCAGUGCACAGGUUUUGAGAUCAAUUCUAUUCUACUGACAUAUGCCAGGACCAAGGCUCACUGGACAGGACUGCCCUCCAACCAGGCAAACUUUGUUAAUAAAGACUUUUGGAAGACUGAUUUAUCCUCGUACAACAAUGUGACUGCUUUCCUUGCUCCAGGCGUGAUGGAGGUGCUGGGUGAAAAGCUACUGAAAGAGCUACCUGAUGAUGCAUGUGUCAUUGCCUGUCGCUUUCCUUUCCCGAACUGGCCUCAUCAGGCAUCUGCCGGCUCUGGUCUUGACCAGACAUGGGCCUAUGACAUCAGCGCUGUACGUGAAAACCUGAAAAAUGCAUCAGGCACUGUGGUGUUGUAAACCACAGUCUCUGGGUUUUGUCCUCCAUGCACUGUUGUUCUUAACACCACUAAAUAUUUAAUAUACUUGAAUGCAAUGGAAAGCCACCAGUAUUUUUGGACUGUAAUCGGACACACACAGUUGACAAAUAAUUUGGUAAUUUUAAUCACUAAUAAGGAUGGAUAAUCAAGUGUUUUAAAUAUAUUCUUGGAUACUCCAAGGAAGAGUGGGAGCAAGAGGUUAGGAUGCCUCGAGUUAGGAUGACUACAGUUUUCUUGUAGUAUUUGCACAGCAUUUGCACUGCCAGUACAAACUGAUCAUUUGCCAUUUUGCUAUUAAUCACACUGUAAAUGCCAUCGUUCCUCGUUUUAUAAGAUGUACCUCUGACUGAGGCCUCCUUUUUAAGAGGGCUCCCCACAUCAGCACUAAUGAACCCCCUUAGGAACAUACUACACCAAGCUACAAGUGCGUUCCGUGUUUUUGGAUGUUAGACAAGGGUUUUGUUUUUCUUUGUUUGUCUAAGAUUUCUGUCAUGAGUUCUAGACUUGUGUGCUGUAGGAGACAGAUGGUUGGCCAAAGAAAUUAUCUGGGUGGGUAGGUGGGUUGAGAAAGAAUCACAUUUGUUUCCAGUAAGAAUUAGAUUCCACCACCAUUUGUUCAGACUAAGACUGUAAAACAAAUAAACAGUAUUUGACUUGUAUCAGUAUGCGUAUGUGUAAUGUAAUUUAAAGUAUUCAUUUACAGAAUGAGACAGACAUUUGGUACUUGAAUGAGAUGGUCUUCCAAACUGCUGUCUUCCACUUUUCUGUUUACAGUUUGUUUUACAAAUGUUUCAAUGAUUUUGCUGUCCAAAAGAUAAAUAUGCUGUGGCAGUUGGUAGUGGUUAAGAUGCUGUUCAUUCUCCUAGUGCUUAUAUGCCAUCCAUAAUAGCGGACUCGACAAAGUACUAGUCUGCCUGAUUUUAAUGUCAAACUCAGUCUCGCUUGUUUGUGUCCAAUUGCAAAACAAUUUGCACUUAAUAUUAAUAUCAAGUGUAGGGUAAGAAGAAUUUAAAAUGUAGAACAGGAUUGCAACCUGCACUGUGC
Molecule: messenger RNA, 2280 nt
Organism: Sphaeramia orbicularis (orbiculate cardinalfish)
Lineage: Eukaryota; Metazoa; Chordata; Actinopteri; Kurtiformes; Apogonidae
Product: protein N-lysine methyltransferase FAM173A
Exons: 6
Coding region: 563-1216 (217 amino acids)
Biological process (GO): peptidyl-lysine trimethylation; regulation of mitochondrial ATP synthesis coupled proton transport; positive regulation of proton-transporting ATP synthase activity, rotational mechanism
Cellular component (GO): mitochondrion
Molecular function (GO): protein-lysine N-methyltransferase activity
Source: RefSeq, a predicted model, not a curated record